AUGGAGCCCGUAGCCAGACAUGCCCUGGGUCCCGCACAGAUCUCAGCCCAGUUCCCAGACCUGCCGCCGCUGCUGGACAUCGAGAGGAACCAGAGUCUGACACUGAUGAACACUCACUUCAGCAUCACCACGCCGGUGCCCCUCCUGCCCUCACAGGUGGAGGUGGGCGCCAUGAACUGCCGCCCCGCCAAGCCGCUGCCGCAGGACCUGGAGGCGUGGAUCGCGGGCGCGGGUUCUGCGGGUGUCAUCUACUUCAGCCUGGGCUCUGUAGCCCGCGGGGAAACCAUGCCGCCCCAGUACCGGCAAGUCUUCGUGGAGGCCUUCCGCAGACUGCCGCAGCGGGUGCUGUGGAAGUACGAGGGGGAGCUGGAGGGCGUGUCUGACAACGUGAGGAUCAGCAGCUGGCUGCCCCAGCAGGACGUCUUGGCUCACCACAACGUGAAGGUGUUCAUCUCCCACGGCGGCCUGCUCAGCCUGCAGGAGUCCGUGUAUCAUAACACGCCCCUCCUUGUCCUGCCCAUCUUCGGGGACCAGCCCAAGAACGCCAUGUUCGUGGAGAACUCUGGUCUGGGCCACAUGUUGGUGUGGGAGGAGCUCACCGCUGACAGCAUCGUGGACGCCCUCACCGACAUCGUGAGCAGCCCAAGAUACAAGGACAAUGUGGCCGCCAUGUCGGCAUCCUUGAGGGAUCAGCUGACGACGCCACAGGAGCUUGCUGUGUUCUGGACGGAGUACGUGAUCCGCCACCGGGGGGCGCCCCAGCUGAGGUGCCCCGCCGCCCAGCUCUCCUGGGUGGAGUUCCUCAUGUUGGACGUGGUGGGCCUCCUGCUGCUUGUGCUGUUGCUGCUGCUGUUCCUCUUCCGCCGACUCUUGCUCGCUGUCUCCGCAGCACUCCUCGGCGGCGGCGGCAAGAAGAAGAGGGACUAACGGGACAGUGUUCGCCGCACUCCUCGGCGGCGGCAAGAUGUCGGAACUUAAAUUAAUAUAACCAACAUAAUCUAAGAGAGAAAAUUAGCAUGUUUGGUGAUGGGAUAACUUGAUAUUAAAAUUUUACGUCAUUGUAAUUUAAAUAUGAAUCUUUUAAAGCAGUGGUUCUCAACUGGGGGGAGGGCGUGGACACUUUCCCAGGUGGGAGGAGGUGGCGCUAGCACAGGACGGGAGGGAAAAAAUCACGGAAAAUCACCGACUCGCUGGUUAUUAGUAUAAAGGAGAUGCAGUUGUCUAUCUAUCUAUCUAU
Molecule: messenger RNA, 1237 nt
Organism: Scylla paramamosain (green mud crab)
Lineage: Eukaryota; Metazoa; Arthropoda; Malacostraca; Decapoda; Portunidae
Product: UDP-glycosyltransferase UGT5-like
Exons: 5
Coding region: 1-927 (308 amino acids)
Molecular function (GO): UDP-glycosyltransferase activity
Source: RefSeq, a predicted model, not a curated record